UUGACUUUUAAGGACCAUAUUAUUCUAGAACAUUCAAACCAUACGAACGUUUUCAGAUACGCUUGAGACGUUGGUUUAGAUUAAAAUGUUUUGGCUAUUUGUUCUCCCGUUACUAAUGCUCAGUGUCUUAACCCACUCGCCAUACGCCUUUUGUGAACGACGUAUUGAUAAAGGACGUACUCAAACAAACAAUGUUGUCGCAAGAAAAACCUUGUUGGUAAAGAAGGGGUUUGCCGAGUUUCGCGAGGUUGUCAAGAAGACAGUCGAUGUGGAGUAUGAUUUGGUCGACCUUCCAGAUGUGAAGGAAUGUUUUGAUAGAGAGUUCACGGCAAAGAAGAAAGAGUUUACCCCGCAGGACCUGACGAUGAGGGCAGUAGUUAACCUUGCCACAAUCUGGUGUUCCUAUUGUCGAAGUAUUAACAGAUGCUCAUGUAUUCGCCGGUUCUGCUUCAACGUUGGCUGCUGAAGAGGUACUUGCCUGGUGGUUACCUUUUGUGUUAAGACCUGUC
Molecule: messenger RNA, 509 nt
Organism: Dreissena polymorpha
Lineage: Eukaryota; Metazoa; Mollusca; Bivalvia; Myida; Dreissenidae
Exons: 3
Coding region: 86-466 (126 amino acids)
Source: RefSeq, a predicted model, not a curated record